Molecule: messenger RNA, 2955 nt
Organism: Penicillium vulpinum
Lineage: Eukaryota; Fungi; Ascomycota; Eurotiomycetes; Eurotiales; Aspergillaceae
Exons: 4
Coding region: 1-2955 (984 amino acids)
Molecular function (GO): protein binding
Source: RefSeq, a predicted model, not a curated record
AUGACAUCCUCAACGACUCGGCCCGAGGACACAGUACGUGGACUGCGCUUGAACCGCAGCGAAACAGACGAAGAUGAAAUGGAAAAUGGAACGCCGGAGUCAGGUAGCUUCCUGGCGUCACAAAGCGAUGACUCUCCGUACCCCGACGAGGGAAGUCGACCGAGCACUGCUUUAGGAGACGCCUCAGAGACUACCAGCAAGCAACCGGCUGGGCUAAAAACUCUCAGCCCCGAGGAAACUAUUGAGCUAGCACGACAUGCUGUUGAAAGUGGAAUUCAAGAUACCAAGCGUUCCCUAGCAGGCAGCGAGGCCGUCACAGAUGUGGUCAAGCCUAAGCUGACCAUUGACCUUGGUCAUUCACACAUUGCCAGGAUCCCUGAACCAGUCGUUGACUUGAUCAAGGAUGAGGUUGAACGGCUGUCUCUGUCGAACAACCAACUUUUCCAUAUUCCCUAUCGCUUCGCAGAGUGCUCGCAUCUACGAUAUCUCAAUAUUAGAGCAAAUAACUUCCGUGAAUUCCCCAAAGGGGUAUACAAACUACCAUUACUCGAAAUUCUUGAUUUAAGUCGAAAUAAAAUUAAGGAAUUACCAAAUGAGAUCAGCAAAUUGAAAUCAUUGCGGGUUCUGUCAGUGAUGCAAAAUCGCCUCAUCGAUCUCCCAGCUGGCCUAUCCGAGAUGCAUAAACUUCAAAUUUUUAAGUGUGUUGGGAAUCCUCUGCGGAAGCCACUGCGUGAUAUUCUGGAGGAAACCGAGAACGAGAUGACACCAUCUGGGAUGACUGACAACGAAAAAGAAGUUGCAGCCACAACUAAACUUAAGAGAUUUCUUAUGAAAUCGCGACAGCAGACGAGUACACCCGAGGCAGAAAUUAUUACUGAUACAAGUGAUGCUACUUUUGAGCCUAAACCGGCACCAACACCAAUACCUUCAAAGCGGAAUUUGAGUGGUCGGUUUCCAGUAAUUCCCAGCACCGGUGAUAGCUCAGCAGCCUCAUCUCGGUCCCCAUCGAUAUCACGGCCACCACCAAUCCCAUUAAAAUCACACUAUCGCAUGGCCUCUGGACAACAAGGGGCUACCUACCACCUGCCCGGUCUCCAAAGACCUGGCAUAGCACCUCAUUCUAUCAACGAACGCAAUCGAAGCAAUAGCGAGGGCAUAAUCCAAGGAUCAUCUGUUGCUCGUAGCAAAAGAAUGGGGCUGAUAACUCGCAAGAAUACUGAUUUGGGUACAUUGGAUGAAACGCGCCCAUAUCGAAACAGCCAUCUACGGGGUCUCAGUCAUGGAUCCGUGCUUCGACCGCGUCAGCCUGCGGCGCCAGGCGCCGCGAAUGAUAGUACUCCCCCGAGUCCCACCAGCCCAAGAGAGCGCCGACGUCCGCGAGAUGGCUGGGUUAAUCGGAUGUCUAGUCUGCCUGAACACAAGGGUGAGCGUGGAUCUGACGAACCGAUAAUCAAGAGUGCAAAAGGUAUUUUGUUUGCCCUCGCUCAAGUUCAUUCUCAUAUCGAUACAUUGAUCAACGUGAUCAAGCAUGAUGAUACCAGACGCCACAGCCUCGAACUUGUCUUUUACAAUGCUUCCUCACAUGUUGACCAACUCAAUGAUGCCCUCGAGAAAGCAUCAAAUACUUUGCUCAAUGACCCAGAAUCAAUCGUAUCAGUCACAGAAACAGUCAAACGUGAAUGCGAGACGUGCAUCGCUGCCUACAUUCACGUCGGCACACAGCUACGCAAUAAUGUCGCCAAGAUCGUUUCCAACGGCGAUCCGCGCUAUGUACGAUCGCUGAUGCUGACGAUGUUUGGCAGCCUGGUGGAGCUACGGAAUGCUUGUGUUAUUCUCAAUGUUCCUCUCCAGACCAUCAACAAACGUGGCUCUGCUGCAAAGCGCUUGAUUGGCCCAAGCAACCCACUUCCCCCGGUCCCAGACCGAUCUCACCUCCCGCUGGCCACUCCAACAAGAGAUCCCACGCCGCCCACACGACGAUUGCGAAGCGACACGACAAUUCGACACCCUCAAUAUCCCAUGACUAUGAAUUCCAACCAGACUAGCAUCAGCUCUCCGUCGUACCCACGCAGUCGCUCGAGCAGCAGAUCAAACAUGAUCAACUCGCUGGCAACCCCUCGCUCAGGCGAAAGCUUCCCUCCUAUGCCGGUUCCCGCGGCACCCCGCGUCAACACACUGACUGGACUGGAUGAGAACGAAGAGGAGCGAAUAUUCGAAAAGAUCUUCCAUCAGCUGACUGCUACAUACCAUGCCGCAUACGGGGCACUUCCACUGGCCCGUCGGCAAUUCAUAAGGUGUUUAGAAGCUGCUCAACAAUCACGAGAUUCAGAGGGAAUCCAAAUCCUCUGGAACAAUCUCAUCCGUCGAUGUCAGUUUUGUCUGGAAGUUUCAGACGCCCUAGGACAGCGUCUGUCGACCAUGAAAAUCAAAGAACCAGGUGGCGGACUCCGCAACCAGCGUGAGUUCUGGCAGCUUUGCAAAUCAUUCAUGCAGUCGUUCGUCGACCUAGUGAACGAGAUGCGCGAGUUGAGAAGUAUGCAGCUUCUACCUGCCGACGUCAUCAUCCUUCUACGCCCAGUCCAAAAGGCAAGCCGGGAAGCAGGCCGCUUGAUCGAGGUAUCUCCUUGGGCCUACCUUGCAGACCCGGACCGCCAUCCCGCUCCUAGUGCCUUAUAUGGUCCUCUGCUACAGGCCUCACACAUGCAACACCAUCAAACAUCCGUCUCAACAUCCGCCCUCACCAACAACCCAUCUUUCCAAUUUAACAUGAUGAUGCCCCCGCAAUCAGUCACCGUUCCUGCCACUCCGCUGAGUGCGGCGCUUGGCCCUGCUGCGCAGGCCACUGUUCCGUCCACGCCGGCCAGUGCAUACAGUGACAAAUUCUUCGAGGGUGAUGUCUUCCAGCGUGCUGACUCGCUUCUCUCGGCGAACCAAGCCUCAUUUUUCCGUCGCUAA